Messenger RNA from Ctenopharyngodon idella (grass carp), 6274 nucleotides. RefSeq lists its product as uncharacterized. The coding region runs from base 130 to 1254 and encodes 374 amino acids. NCBI's taxonomy places the organism in Eukaryota, Metazoa, Chordata, Actinopteri, Cypriniformes, Xenocyprididae. The record is from RefSeq and is a predicted model, not a curated record. The transcript has 9 exons. Gene Ontology annotation, molecular function: calcium ion binding.
GAAAAAACAUAAUUUGAAAAGGCUUGUGAGAAAAACCUGCCUCUUAUAAGAACAUGAUCGCAGGCACCUCAUGUGUGAGAGACUCCAGUGCUCCUCAACUUACAGUGGAAUAAAUCACACAGGGUCACAAUGCUCGGAAUCUGCUUGUGUUUGAGUGUUGCCGUCCGCUUUGCGGUGUCUCAGGAAGCCGAAGCUCAGGAGCCUGUCACAUACAUGUGCACUGAAGGUUAUGAAUUUGACUUUGAUAAACAAAGCUGUAAAGAUAUAGAUGAGUGCAAGACAGUGCAGGACGCCUGCAAAGGGGGCAUGAAAUGCGUCAACCAUUUUGGUGGAUACCUCUGCUUACCCCACAAUGCUCAGAUAAUUGUCAGUAACGGUGAGGAUGAGCCCACUACUGCCCCACCAGUGGAAAGAGAUGUUCAGCCCGUGAUAGCUCCCAAUUAUAGGAACGAUUACUCAAGAGUCAUUCAAAGCGCAACACAUACAAUCCAGUGUAGUGUCGGUUUCAUGCCAGACUCUCAGAACUACUGCAGAGAUGUGAAUGAAUGUAUCACCGCAAACCCCUGCCAACAUCAGUGCUACAAUCUGAUUGGCUCUUACAUCUGCCAAUGUGAAGUUGGAUACGAACUGGCUUCAGACUCCGUCUCCUGUCAAGAUAUCGAUGAGUGUGAAUUCUCAAAUUACAUGUGCCAGUUCCAGUGUGUGAAUCAACCUGGAGGAUACAGUUGUGUGUGUCCUGAGGGAUACCAGCUCCAAGGGACGCGGAUGUGCCAAGAUAUAAAUGAGUGUGAAACGGCACACAACUGCAGAGAAGAUGAAAUGUGUUGGAAUUACUAUGGAGGAUUCCGUUGCUAUCCCAGAAAUCCAUGCCGUGAGCCAUACGUGAAAACAGGCGAAGGUCGCUGUCGGUGCCAGUCACCAAAUGUUUGCCGGGGAAUACCGCCUGUCAUCGUCUACAAGUACAUGAGCAUCUUUUCCGAUCGCUCAGUGCCUGCGGAUAUCUUCCAGAUUCAAGCUACCAGUGUCUACCCCAAUAUGGUAAACACUUUCACGAUCAAAUCCGGAAAUGAGGGAGGAGAAUUCUACCUGAGGCGCUCCAGUAAUGUAAGUGCCAUGUUGGUAAUGACCAAACCUUUGACUGGACCUAGAGAACAUGUUGUGGAUCUGGAGAUGGUCACUCAGAGUAAUGCCUUGAGCUAUCGUUCCAGCUCACUGCUGAGACUCACCAUUAUAGUGGGUCCAUACCCUUUCUAAAUCAUCUAGUUUGACUGAAUCAGCACCUUGGUUUUAUGUUUGUACUGCAGCUUACUAUGUUUAAAAUGUUCAAAACAUGGUCUAGAUCAGUGGUUCUUAACUGGUUGGUUGCAACCCAAAAAUGGAUCAUAGAUGGAAACCGAUUCAAAAUCAUUUAAUAGAUUAAUAUUUUAAUGUUUAUCUUUAUAUGAUAAAUCAUUUGUAUAAUAAAUUUCAUGGUACUGAGUCAGCAAUUAAUGUCCAAUGUAAAAUGUGGGCCCUGAAGCAAAACCAGCUGAGAGCCACUGGUCUAGAUAGUUGCAUAUUUACUAGGUUUUAAACAGGAAUUGGUUUACUAAUCAUAAAAAGUAGGCUGUCUGGUUUAUUUAAUUUUUCAAGUAAUUUGUACUUUGAAAAAUGAAAGACAAGGUCUGAGAGAGUGACAUGAAGACCAAGAAAUAUCUAAAAAACAACACAGCUGGAUAACAGAAGAAAACACAGUUGCUCAAGUUUCAUUCUGAAAAGCACUUAUAGGUUAUUCUUUUUCUUGGUAGAAAGAGGUUUGUGAGAUUCUGCUGCAUGGAUGCAUGUCUUUUAAUAGGAUAGUUCACCCAAAAAUGAAAAGUCUGUCAUCAUUUACUCACUUUUUUAUUUUAUUUCUUCUGUAGAACACAUAAGGUUUAGCAGAAUGUCCCAUGUGCUUGUUUCCAUACAAUAUAUUAAAUAGGGACAGAAGCUGUGGAGCUCCAAAAAUGACAAAACACACCUUAAUAGUAGUUCAUACAACUCUUCAUUGCGAGUAUUCUGAAAUGGCCAAAAUGUACGUUACACACUGAAAACAUUCCCUCCACCACAGCUCUCAGAUCUUUCACACAUCUGCACACCCAGGUGAAAAAAAAAAAAGUACAUUUUUAUAAUGUACUUAAAGUGCUCUAUUUUCGUGCACUAAUUUUGUACUUAAUAUACUAAAAAUUAUUCUUAAGUGCUUCUUAAGAUUAUCUUAAGAAGCACUAAAGUGUACUCAACUGUGCUAUUUUGAGACACCAUGAAAUAUGAACUAAAAUGUGCUUUUAAUAUACUAUCUCUGCAUUUAAAAAAUUUAUUUAGUUACCACUUAUAGUACACUUGAACCCAUACUGUACUAUAAGUGGUAACUAAAUAAAUUUUUUUAAUACAGAUAGUAUGUUAAAAGCACAUUUUAGUUCAUAUUACAUGGUGUCUCAAAAUAGCACAGUUUAGUACACUUAGAUGUUCUUAAGAUUAUCUUAAGAAGUACUAAAGAAGAACUUUCAAUAUAUUAAGUAUAAAAUUAGUGCGUGAAAAUAGAGCACUUUAAGUACAUUAUAGAAAUGUACUUUUUUUUCACCUGGGUAUUCAAAUCGGUGUCACAAUUUGUUACAACAAAUGCAGCAUCCACAAAACAUAAAUUUCAGCCUGUUAGGGGCCAUUCACACAUUGAAAAAACAAUACAUGGGCAGUGGAAUGGGGGGGAAAUCCAAGGUCUCAAAAUGUGAUUUUUUAAAGUUGACUUAUUUUAACUUCAGCUCCACAUUUUUAGAACACGUGUAAAACACACAAGACAUGAGCUCUUUGGUAAAAGACGUCCAUGUUUACAUAGAAGAACAAUGGAAAAGCAAUAUAGUAUACAAAAACACAUUCUAUGUGAAUGGACCCCUUACUUACACAAAACUAUCGUAUGGCUUCAAAACAUAGGCACCGAUUUAUGUUUCUACCGGGGGGUGGCCACACUCUGAAAGAAAUGCAGCUUCUUCUUUUUUUUUUUUUUUUGGAAACUUGCAAGUACAAAUACAUUAACAACCAUAUAUAAACACAUCUAUUCACCUCGGUUUCCAUUAACAAAUGGUAACUGGGCUAAGCAAGGUGACACAUAAACAUACGCAACAAAUAACCCUUAAAACAUUUUCCCCCGGUUUCACAGACAAGGCUUAAGCUAGUCCUAGACAAAAAUGCAUGUUUGAGGUGUUUUAAUUGAAAGCAACUUGUACAGACAUAUCUUAAAAUAUGUCAGUGCCACUGUUUUGUCUCAAGAUGCACACCAGUAAUGUGUUUUUCUAAGGUACGUUUAUAAAAGUUACUUAAAUGUCCUAAUUGAACUAAGGCCUAAUCCUGGUUUAGGCUAAGCCCUGUCUGUGAAACUGGGCCUUUAACAUGCUCCUUGCUCAAUACUUAAUUAUACUUGGUGUUAGUUUUUCAAAAGAAGGCCUACUGUAGGGGUGUAACCCCAGCAUCCUGGCCAAAUUCCCUCUAUUUGCCCUUACCAAUCAUGGCCUCCUAAUAAUCCCCAUCCAUUGCAUUGGCUUUAUCACUCUCUCUCCUCUCCACCUACAGCUGGUAUGUGGUGAGCGCACUGGCCCUGUUGUACUUUGGCUGCCGUUGCAACAUCCAAGUGGAUGCUGCACACUGGUGGUGGUUGAGGAGAGACCCCCUGAUAUGAUUGUAAAGCGUUCAAGUUCAUUCAUGCUGUAUUUUUCUCUGUGUUAUUGGUGUCUCGCAAAGAGAAACACACGUGUAGACUGCAAAUACAUUAAACCAACCAAACAAUACCACAUAUUCUUUCCAUGAGUGUUGUCACGACUCGCUCUCUCGCUGAUAUACCUGAUGAGUUAAAUACUUAAAAUGCAAUUUAUCAUCGUGCAAAAAACAGAAAGCACAAGCUUUUGUGUCAGGUUGUUAUGCUGUAAUGUUAAAUGUAACUAUAGAAUUGUGUGUAUUAUCACCUGCCGGGACCCGAUGUGAGAUCCACCAAUCAGAGAGGUUCCCGAAUCUCAAUCGUUUGUUGAUUGGUUACGAUGAAUGGAGAAUAUCUCAAGUCAUAUGUUCUUCUUUUAUUGUGCUUUUUUUGUCUUCUCCAUUCGCUGUCACUGUAUGGAAAAGAGUAAGUUAAUUUUAGGUGUGCAUCAGGCAGCCUAAUUAGUGGCGCAUGAGAUGCGAUGAUGUAAGAGUCGUUGUUGCAUUUUAAAGGGAUAGUUCAACCAAAAUGAAAAUUUUGUCAUUAAUUACUCACCCUCAAGCCUAAAUUCAAUCUGUUCAUCAUAUAAAGAGUCUCUUCAGAAAAUUUUGACUAAUCCACUCAAUUCAUAUGGAUUAGUUUUACGAUCUCUUUAUGAACUUUUUGAAGCAUCGAAGUGGUAGUUGCGUAACUGUCAAUGGACGGACAGCAUGCUCUCAGAUUUCAUCAAAAGAUCUUCAUAUGUGUUCCAAAGAUGAGCAAAAGUCUUAUGGGUCUGGAACGACAUGAGGGUGAGUAAAUGAUAACAGAAUUUUUAUUUUUGGGUGAACUAUCCCUUUAAUAUUUUUUUAGAUUAUCCAGUUGAACCCAUUUGAUGUGGCACUGCUGCAUUGUUUCAUUCAAAACAUUGCAGAAAUAGAGAAGCUCAAUGUGGAGAAGAUCUUGGUUACAUCAAAACCGUAACCAAGUCAACACAUUUUUUGUGCUGCUUUUCCAUUGUUUUCUAUGUAAACGUGCUAAACGGACACCUUUGAUCAUUGCACUCACGUCUUGCACAAGAGAGCCGCAUGUUUAGAAAACCAUGUAAAGUUCAUAGAAGUUCAACAUUUAAAAAAUGAAAAUGUCCUGAGACUUUGUUGGGUUUUCCCAUUCCACUGCAUCUCAUGUUUUUAAAUGCAAAAAAAGGUACUCUGCGCUUCGGCUCUUUGUAUUAAACUAUGCAUAAAUAAAAGAUGAUGUUUUGUUCAUAAUUGUUUACGCAAUUUACAAAAUUAUAUUUGAUUUUGUUUUGUACAGACAGUAAUGUUAUUUCAUUGCUUUGAAUAAACAAUUUAAUGCGGUACAUUAAUAUUUUUCUUACUGUGCCCUCUUGUGGCUUCAGGAGACAAGCCAAAAGCUACCCCAACCCCCAAAUAUUGAACCCCAAAUAUUCAAUAUAAUUUGAAUAUUAGUAAUAUUUAAGUAUAAAAUUCGAAUUUAGUUUUUCAACCAUUUUGAAAGGCCUAGAAAAGAGCAGCAUGAACAUUCUACUAAACUUCUCUUUUUGUGUUCCUCAGAAGAAAGUAAGUCAUACAAGUUUGGUAUGACAUGAAGAUGAGUAAAUGAUGACAGAGUUUUCAUUUUUGAAUAAACUAACCUUUUAAUCUAUCAAUAAAUCAAAGCUUUACAUUUCUUGUACAUGUAGAAACAGAAUGUAAUUAUCAAAAAGUGCUCAUAGAUUCCUUACUAGAUUUGACUUUAGCAGGGGAAAAGUGUUUUAUAGGUGGAAUGUGGAUAAGGCAAACAGAACUGCAUAUAGUUAGGUGGAACAGUUUGUGUCGUAAUCUAAUGGCAUCCUUAGCUAAUGGAAAUCUCUGAAUGUGUCCUCCGCCUUGCAAAUACUGCAGAAAUGACCUCCUAUCCUAUGAGAAUAAGGCAAUAAUGUUUUGGAAACAGAAGUGAUGUUUUCAGGAAAUUGCUGGCAAGGGUUUUGGGUCACAUAAGCAAUGGAACUCUUGCCUAACAUGUCUGUAUGGUUGCCAGAGCAGCGUUUGAUCUUCUGCAGUGUUUCAUGCUGAUGGUCUGUGACAAACACUGUUACUUAAACCGUUGCGUCACACCCAGCACCCCCAGAGACGUGGUCGUGGGUGAGGCCGGAAUGGGUCGCGCACCACCACGUUGUAUGAAAUUAUUUUGGCAAACAAUCUCUGUGUUGGCUGCAUAGAGAUCUGACUUAGUACUGCGAUAUAAUAUGGAUGCUUGCGAAUCAAAUCUGUAUGUUGUCCUUGUCUGUUUUCUUAUGAUCAAACACUUUAAUUCACGGAUGGUGAAUGCUCCCUGUUUUUAUCUUAUUGAGAUAAUUUUUGCUUAUAUCUAAAUUGACGUAGACCAGUUGUUUCUGCUGAGUGAAGUCAACAAAGGUCUUUUGUAUUUUUUUAACAAACUAAAGUGAAUUGGAUAUGCACCAUUCGUUUAGAAUGUUUCUGUAUUUUCUGCUCUCAAGUUGCACUUUGUUUUUUUUACUCAUUCUUAGCCUUUGUGCCAUUUAUUCGGCUGUAAAGUUUUUGGAAAUAAAAAUGAAUUCAGUAACAA